Mytilus trossulus (common blue mussel) is the source of this 1019-nucleotide messenger RNA. RefSeq names its product terepressin/terephysin-like. Gene Ontology annotation, cellular component: secretory granule; extracellular region. The coding region runs from base 131 to 595 and encodes 154 amino acids. NCBI's taxonomy places the organism in Eukaryota, Metazoa, Mollusca, Bivalvia, Mytilida, Mytilidae. The transcript is spliced from 3 exons. Gene Ontology annotation, molecular function: neurohypophyseal hormone activity. The record is from RefSeq and is a predicted model, not a curated record.
AAGCCAGUCACAUGGCUCACUCACCCACUGGCAGACGACAGGUUUAAAAGGGUGAGAAAUUGAUAGGAGUAAUAUUGAUUUGGCGGGUAUUUUACACGAGAGAUAACUAGUUGACAUUUUUGUUGUGAAUAUGGAUAUUGUAAAACAGUUUUCUAUUCAAUGCUUAGUGACAAUUAUUUUAACUUUUUGUUUGAUAGAAGAGACUAAUUCGUGCUUUAUUCGGAACUGUCCUCCAGGUGGAAAAAGGAGUAUGGAUACUUUAACAAGAGUUUCAAGACAGUGCAUGUCUUGUGGUCCUGAAUUAAGUGGACAAUGUGUUGGACCUGAUAUCUGUUGCGGGCCAUUUGGAUGCUAUAUGGGUACAUUGGAGUCUUCAAUAUGUCAAAAGGAAAAUGAAAGCACCCAUCCAUGUGAGAUACAAGGUGCCCCAUGUGGGAGUAGAGGUCAAGGGAACUGUGUAACGGAUGGUAUAUGUUGUGACUCGGGUGCAUGCUCUUACAACGCUAAGUGCAAGACACAUAACAUGAAGGAUAACCAAGCCAUACUUAAUGUUCUUAAUGAAUUACUCCAAUCACGUGACUUAACGGACAAAUAAGUGAUGCAGCAUCAAUGUCACGUGAUACUUCUCGAACAUGGCUCGUGAGAUUAAAGUAUUUGGAUUUUAUUCAAGGUGUUUUAAAGAGUUUUUCCUGUUUACAUCUCGAUGGCGAGUAGAGUAAAUGAUGUGUUGUGAAUAUUGCUAAAUGGCCAAUAAUUAAGGCCUUGAUUGAUUGUGUCUAUCUUUCUAAUAUUUGAAGUUGUAAAAACUUAUCAUUUAUGAACACAUUGAAUACCAGAUGACAUUUACUACCAUUUUUAAAUGCUAAAUUAAUAAUUGGGUUAAAAUUAUUCUUAUCAUCCUUUUUUUCCUAAGCAUCCACCUACUUGUAUGUCUGCCUUAGAUUUUGUCAUUCUUUUACCUGUGACUAAACGUGUUCAUAUUUUUUAACUGGAAUUAAUAUAACAUAAUUAUAUCAUUA